UACAAGAACCAAAGGGGUUAUGUCUUUUUGCGCUUUGAUUGAAAACAUUUGGCCAUUGUGUAAUAACAAGCUGUUCCUUCUUCCUUCCAUUGUUACUCCUUUGGUACUAUUUGUUACCCUGUCCCAUCAUCGGAGCAUCUCUCGUGAUUCUCUCGCUUUCUCUGUUCAUCGUUUUCUUUCUGUAUGCCCAGAAGAAUGGCGGGGGCAAGGAAGAAAGGACAAGCUCCUCAGUACUGUGGGAAUCAACCUUUCCCUCCAAAUUUAUCUUGUGGCAGAAAUUUGAGGAAGAGUGAACUUGGUGCUGUAAUCUUUGGAUGCAAGAACGCCACAAUGAAAGAAUGCCUCUCUAAACAACUCUUUGGCUUACCAGCUCAGCACUUCUCUUAUGUGAAGAAUAUUGAUCCAGGAUUGCCUCUGUUUUUGUUUAAUUAUACUGACCGGAAGCUUCAUGGAAUUUUUGAGGCAGCUAGCAAAGGGAGAAUGUUUAUAGAUCCCUAUGGAUGGACUACUGAUGGUUCAGAGAAAACACAAUAUCCUGCACAGGUGCAAAUUUGUGUUCGACUUAAGUGCCAGCCACUGUCCGAAGAUAAAUUUAAAGAAUUACUUGCAGACAACUACUACACUCAUAACCAUUUCUGGUUUGAGCUAGACCAUGCGCAAACAAGCAGACUUAUUUCGUUACUAUCAUCUGGAUCAAUUGUCUCUGGUAAUUCUGUCUCGCAGAAUACACCAAAUUGGAUGACUUUAUCUCGACCUCUUACAUCAAAUGAGACUUCGAGGGAAGAUGAAACAUCUAAAAGGCUUGAAUUAGAGACAGACUAUUCUACCCACUCAAGUACAAGAAAAUAUUGGACAGAAAAUGAUUCUUCUUUUGUAGAACACAACCAGCCAUUAGAUACUACUGAGGUUGAGAAUGAAGUACACAAGGAUGAGGCUGAGAACGAAGUACAUGAAGAUGAAGUUGAGAACAAAGUACAUGAGGAUGUGUUUAACGGCGUACAUUUGAAACUGAAGGAGUUAACUGUUAACUAUCUGGAGCAGAGACUGAUUGAGGCAGAAAGGGAAAUUCAGCAUCUUAAAGAUCGUUGUAAAGUUUUAGAAUCUGCUUGUAAUAUCCCUAAUCGUUUGGAACAUGUUGAGAAGGAAGUAAUAAAGUCGACAGCUGAUUUAGAUCCCAAAGAUUCAUUAUUUUUAAUUGGAGGUUUUGAUGGAAGAUCAUGGUUAGCAACUAUGGAUUUGUACUGUACUUCUCAGAGUGUGACCAGACCUCUUAAGCCUAUGAACUCAGUUCGUUCAUAUGCUUCAGUUGUGCGGUUGAAUAGUGAGAUUUAUGUUUUUGGUGGUGGAAAUGGUUGUGUUUGGUAUGACACAGUUGAAUCAUACAAUCCAGUUCAUGAUAACUGGACCAUGUGCCCUUCUUUGAACAAGAAGAAAGGAAGCUUGUCUGGUGCUGCUUUAUAUGGUAAAAUUUUUGCUGUUGGUGGUGGCAAUGGAAUUGACAUCUAUGCAGAUGUUGAGAUGCUUGAUUUUGAUAUUGGGCGGUGGAUCCCUACACGCUCAAUGCUAAGCAAGAGAUUUGCUCUUGCUGCAGUUGAACUCAACGGGUCAAUUUAUGCCACUGGCGGGUUUGAUGGAAAUGAUUACUUAAGGUCUGCUGAAAGAUUUGAUCCUAGGGAACAUUCUUGGACCAAAAUACCGGACAUGAAUGUAAAGCGGGGCUGCCACUGCUCAGUUGUUUUGAAUGAAAAGUUGUACGCCCUUGGUGGUUUUGACGGCAAAAAAAUGGUUCAAAGUAUCGAGUUGUUUGAUCCUCGUCUUGGGGCAUGGAUAAUGGGGGAACCAAUGAUUCAUCCACGGGGGUAUUGUGCUGCUGUAGUUGUCAAUGAAUCCAUUUAUAUGCUUGGAGGAGUUAGGAUUGGCGAGAACAUUGUAGAUACAGUUGAGAAUUAUAAAGUCGGUCAGGGAUGGCAGGAAACUUGCAGAUCAGCAGCUGUUAAUAGGUGUUUCUUGUCAGCCAUUGCUUGCAGUCAGGAGUAAGAAAAUAAGGUUCUUGAGUGCAUAAAACAUUUUAUAGUGCAUUAACAUUGUAUAUAAAUGAGUUUGUUGGAUAUUUCUAAAGGUGAACCCUUUUCAUUUUUCAUCAACUAAAAUCUGAAGUUGUAAGUGUUUGGUAAUUGACCAUAAGGGCACUCACCAUAGAUACUAGGGUUAGUAUGCUAAUAGAGUAGUCAUAUAUAGUUGUUUGCAGUCAGAUAUACUGGGAUGCUACUUGUAUGAACCUAAUUUGUUAAUAUGCUCCAGUAUAGAUUCUGGCUCAA
This is a messenger RNA of Vigna angularis (adzuki bean), 2318 nucleotides long. RefSeq lists its product as uncharacterized. The coding region runs from base 184 to 2037 and encodes 617 amino acids. The transcript is spliced from 10 exons. Gene Ontology annotation, biological process: response to endoplasmic reticulum stress. NCBI's taxonomy places the organism in Eukaryota, Viridiplantae, Streptophyta, Magnoliopsida, Fabales, Fabaceae. The record is from RefSeq and is a predicted model, not a curated record. Gene Ontology annotation, molecular function: protein binding.